UUUUAAUUGGAGCUAACCGUUGUGCUCCUCCUCCUCUCCCUUUAUUAAUACCGGCCAUAUUUGCCUUAUUUUUGGCUACGGUGGUGUGAAAUAUGGAAAGUGAGUCGAAAUCGAUGACAAAUACAGAGGACGACGAAGUGGAAGAAAAAGAAUUUACCGCUCAGGGUGUUUUAUUGGCGAUAGAAAAAGCCUGGUUGAAUGAGAAAUUUGCACCUGAGAUUUUACCUCAUCAGUCUGAGUUAGUUGACUGUAUGUUGCAACAAAUCACCCACAUGGAGGAAAACAUGAAGAGGUUAGAAAAAGGGGACCUAAGAUUAAUGAUUCACAUGAUGGAGUUAGACAGGAUUAGAUUUUUGGUAUCUAGCUACCUUAGGACUCGAUUAGAAAAAAUUGAAAAAUAUGUUAUUCACAUACUUUCCCAAGAAGCUGAUAGAUCUUUGGAAGAUUGUUAUCUAACUUCUGCGGAGCUUCAGUUUGCAAAAGACUAUCUUGCAAGCAUUGAAACACUUUUUAAAGCCACUGCUUUGAGUCACAUGCCUGGAAAUUUUCAAGGAUUUGAAAAGGAGCAGUUAAUUGUGAAACCUAAUAUGCAUGCAUAUAUAUUUUUACAGUCUAAUGAUAGAAUUAAUGGAGUUGUACUACCUGGAUCAUUAGAUGAAGAAAUAAAUUUUGAACCAGGUUCUGCACACAUUGUACCAUAUAAAGCUGUUGCAGAUUUAGUUAAAGUGGAGCUGUUCAAUUAAUAUAAUUUCUUGCAUACAUUAAUAUUUCACAAGGAAUAUUUUAUAACAGAAAUCAAACAAACUUACAUUUUUUAUAAAAACAGUGGUCAAUAAAGUUUGUUAAAUGAAAUAUAUAAGACUGAUACUUUUCUAGGAGAUAUUUAUAUAAAGUUAGAUUAUUAAAAAUAAAUUAUAAUAGAAGUUUUGGAAGAUUUUUAAGUACUAUUAUUAAAAAAGAAACUAAAUAAUCAUAUAUUACAUUUAUACAAUAUUUAAUAUAAUAAUCUUUUGAACAUUGUACAAUAUUGUUUAUAAAAUCAUGUGUGUUGGAACAUUAAAGCAGAAUAUACAAAAUAUGUUUUGUGAUACACAAUGUUCAAAGAAUAUCAAAAUAUUACUAUACAAGGUACAAUAAUCUUUAACAUUUGAUUCUUUGCAAAUGGACUAAUGUUGACAUAAAAAAAAUAUUUCAUUAUAUUACUGCCACUAUGUCAUGUUAUAUAAUAAAUCUAUAUUGAUUUAAUAGGAACAAUAUUGGUAAGUGUCAAAGUUACAUGAGAUCUAAGCUCAUAUAUUAAGAUUUUCAAAAAACAUUACAAAAUUAAGUAUCUGAUUUUACAAUGAUUCUACCUACAUUCUAAAGAUUAUUUUAAAGUCUGUAAUUACAAAGAUACGUGUACACUGCCUUUUAAAAUAAUUAAAUAAGUACAUAAAAAAGUA
This is a messenger RNA of Osmia bicornis bicornis, 1442 nucleotides long. It is a transcript of the gene Sld5, whose product is annotated as DNA replication complex GINS protein SLD5. The record is from RefSeq and is a predicted model, not a curated record. Lineage: Eukaryota; Metazoa; Arthropoda; Insecta; Hymenoptera; Megachilidae. Bases 93 to 743 code for a protein of 216 amino acids. The transcript has a single exon. Gene Ontology annotation, biological process: double-strand break repair via break-induced replication; DNA-templated DNA replication. Gene Ontology annotation, cellular component: GINS complex.